AUGUCGGAAGACGAAGUAGAAAGUUUUGAAAUUACGGAUUACGACCUUGAGAAUGAAUUCAACAUUAAUCGCCCUAGGCGUAAAUUAACAAAGAAACAACAAAUGCUUGGUAUUUGGGCAGAUGAUAGCGAUGAAGAUGAAUUAUCUGCUAGACCAUCAUUUAAAACAUUUGACAAAGGACCAAAAAAUUAUACAACUCCGGUAAACUUUGUAGCAGGAGGUAUUCAACAAGCUGGGAAACCAAAAGAGGAAACAGAUGAUAAAGAUGACGAUGAAAGUGAUAAUGAUAAUAAGUUGCAAAGAGAAUUUCCAAAUAGUUCAAGUUCUGAAGAUGAAAGACCAAGUUCUUUGCAUCAACGUGCAUCAUUUUCGCUAAAUACAGAUGGAGAUAUAGCAGGUUUACGUAAAAAGAAACAAAAAGUAAAUCCUUUAUUAAUGCAAAGUGGAAUGGGUAGUUGGGAAGUAUAUACAAAAGGUAUAGGAGCUAAGUUGCUACUGCAGAUGGGCUUCGAACCUGGAAAAGGAUUAGGUAAACAGUUGCAAGGUAUAAGUGCUCCAGUAGAAGCACAUCUGAGGAAAGGUAGGGGUGCAAUUGGUGCUUAUGGCCCAGAGAAAGCUCCAAAAGUUCCGGAAAAGAAGAAAGAUGAAGAAACAGAAGAAGGAAAAGAAUCCAAGACUAAGUUAUCACAGUGGAGGAAAGGAGAUGGAAGUAUUGCUAAGAAAAAAGUUAAUUAUGUGUAUAGAAGUGUAGAUCAAGUUUUGGAAGAUGGAAAAUUAAAACCUAAUAAAAAAGUGAGAAUAUCCAAUGAAAUGAGUAGGGUUAAAGUCAUAGAUAUGACUGGACCAGAACAGAGAAUUCUUAGUGGAUAUCAUGCGAUAGCUGGAGGUCAACAACGACCUGAUGAAAAUAUUGUUGUCAGUGAUAAAAAGGCUAAAGUUAACUUUGAACUGCCAGAGCUUCAGCAUAAUUUAAAUAUACUUGUGGAUAUGUGUGAGCAAAAUAUUAUACAAAAUGAUAGAAGGACUCGACACUUGAGUGAUAGGAUGGUUGCAUUGGAAGCAGAGAAGAAAAAUUUGUCUAAAGUUAUAGAUCAACAUAGUCAGUUAAUAGACACUUUAGAAAAUGUUCUUGCAAUUGUAGAUAGAUUGAUGGAUGAAACAAACCAAUUAACAUUACAAGAAACAGCAGAUGCUUUCAAAGAUUUACAAGAUAAAUAUUAUGAGGAAUAUAAGAUGUACGAACUUGGUGAAUUAGCUAGCAGUUUUGUUGGCCUAAAAAUAAAAGAUUGUCUAAUUAGUUGGAAUCCAUUAAUGCAACCAAAGCAACCUAUCAAAUUGUUUGAACAGUGGAAAAGUAUUUUAGAAAGUGGUAUCACUACUCUUCAGACAAGAACCAUGCACCCAUAUGAUCAUCUUGUUUGGAAUUCAUGGAUGCCAUCAAUUAGAGGAGCUAUACAACAGUGGACAUGUAGACAACCAGAACCACUAAUUGAAUUAAUAGAAUAUUGGAUGCCAUUACUUCCAAGUUGGAUAUUAGAAAAUAUUUUAGAUAUGCUAGUUCUUCCUAAACUUACCUUGGAAGUAGAAGAAUGGAAUCCCCUUACAGAUACAGUGCCUAUUCACACAUGGAUUCACCCUUGGUUACCACUUUUAAGAAAUCGUUUGGAUACGUUAAUAUAUCCAAUAAUACGUCGUAAACUAGGAUCUGCAUUAGGUGGGUGGCACCCGUCUGAUAGAUCUGCUAGACUAAUGUUACAACCAUGGUCUAACGUUUUCGCAAAAGGAGAUAUGGAAGCAUUUCUAGUAAAGAAUAUCAUUCCAAAACUACAAAUAGCACUUUCAGAAUUUGUUAUAAACCCUCAUCAACAGCACUUAGACCAAUGGAAUUGGGUAUAUGAAUGGAAGGAAUUGAUUCCCUGCCAUAUAAUGGCAGGGUUGCUGGACAAAUUCUUUUUCCCUAAGUGGUUACAAGUUUUGGCUCUUUGGUUAAAUCAUUCCCCUAACUAUGACCAAGUUACAAAUUGGUAUAUGGGAUGGAAAAGUAUGUUGAGUGAAAAAUUAUUGGUUGAACCGUUAGUAAAAGAACACUUCAAGAAAGCGUUAGAGAUGAUGAAUAGAGCAGUUUCCGUGCCGCAAAGUCAUCAACCAGGUGCGAUGGAACAAGUUUCGUAUUUAACGAGUUUAGAAAGGACUCAACCUACUAUGUCACAGAUGCCUCCAACUGCGCAACCAAGAAUGGAGAGACUUGCCGAAGCAGUUAGAACAGCAUCACAGAUACCUCAAGGUUUCAAAGACCUUGUUCAAAAGAAAUGCGAGGAGAGGGGUAUUUUGUUUAUGCCAAUACCAAAUCGGUAUAGGGAAGCAAAACAAGUUUACAAAGUGGGCAAUGUCCAAGCUUAUAUAGAUGGCAACGUUUUAUUUGUUUGUCAUAAUGGUAUAAAUUGGAUGCCAACCCACCUAAAUGCUUUGUUAGAUAUGUCUGAACUCUAGAAAGCUAUAAUUCAAAUUCAAUAUGUAAUUAACGUUUAAUCGCAUACCGAUUUAUCUUGUACAUAUGCUGUAAAAUAACUAAGAUGUGACGCUAAAAAA
Eufriesea mexicana is the source of this 2589-nucleotide messenger RNA. RefSeq names its product septin interacting protein 1 (gene sip1). The record is from RefSeq and is a predicted model, not a curated record. Gene Ontology annotation, biological process: spliceosomal complex disassembly. Gene Ontology annotation, molecular function: nucleic acid binding. The transcript is spliced from 8 exons. Gene Ontology annotation, cellular component: U2-type post-mRNA release spliceosomal complex. Lineage: Eukaryota; Metazoa; Arthropoda; Insecta; Hymenoptera; Apidae. Bases 1 to 2490 code for a protein of 829 amino acids.